UGGAUCGGCCGGUCCGGUAUUUCCGACGUGUCAGAAUAUCGGGCCGGCCAAUCGGCUCUUCUCUGCAGCAGGACCUUACCUGUUCCUCGGUUCAGCGCUGUACAGUCCGCAGUCUCUUGGUCAUCCCCUGUACUGUCUGCAGUCUCUGCUCAUCCCUUGUUCUGUGUCUGCAGUCUCUGGUCAUCUCCUGUACUAUAUCCUCAGUCUCUGGUCAUCUCUUGUACUGUGUCCGCAGUCUCUGGUCAUCUCCUGUACUGUGUCUGCAGUCUCUGUUCAUCUCCUGUACUAUGUCUGCAGUCCCUGGUCAUCUCCUAUACUGUGUCCGCAGUCUCAGGUCAUCUCCUGUACUAUGUACACAGUCUCUUGUCAUCUCCUGUACUGUGUCCACAGUCUCCAGUCAUCUCCUGUACUAUGUCCGCAGUCUCUGGUCAUCUCCUGUACUGUGUCUGCAGU
Molecule: messenger RNA, 453 nt
Organism: Staurois parvus
Lineage: Eukaryota; Metazoa; Chordata; Amphibia; Anura; Ranidae
Source: the annotation of a GenBank genome assembly